This is a messenger RNA of Spizellomyces punctatus DAOM BR117, 1431 nucleotides long. RefSeq lists its product as uncharacterized. Lineage: Eukaryota; Fungi; Chytridiomycota; Chytridiomycetes; Spizellomycetales; Spizellomycetaceae. The coding region runs from base 50 to 1273 and encodes 407 amino acids. The transcript is spliced from 2 exons. The record is from RefSeq and is a predicted model, not a curated record.
AGCAAAUUGCCAAUUUGUACCUGGUCAGUUUGGUUCGCCAGUAUGAACAAUGUCUCGUUGGGAGGACUUGACAAGGUCCGCUUGUGUCAUGCCGCUUGUUGCCCUCCGCCACGUACCCUCCUUCAUCCGCUCCCUUACACUCGGCCGAGGCCGCAAACGUUCGCCGUAUAGCAUAAUACGACUAGCUGUCUCUAGCGUAGUAGUCAUAUUUUUUGUCUAUUAUCUUUUCGUACACCUGCCCCAGCCAGUGCACUACUCAAGUCCUCUUCGAGCGCCGUCAUUAUUGGCGGAUCCCAUAUGCCUCAUAAGGCAAACGGGGUGGUCGCUCGGGUAUAUGAUCAAGAGAGAUAAGUCGCCUUGUUCGGAGGUUUUUAUGCGGCAUGUUGUCACCAAGGACUUGGUUGAGAGGGGAUGGGAGAAACGGACGCUUGGUGCAUAUCGGGCUGAGGAAGCAAAGGAGGGUGAAGGAAGACAUCCCAUUUUGACUGGGGAAUGUUUCGAAAAAGAGGACUGCCCAGUCGUAUGGGUGUCCAUGGGAAGUCGCUGCUCAAAAGGCUUCAACCGAUUAGCUGCAAACCUGCAAAGCGCUGGAAUCCCACUGGCCAUUAUCGGGUACCCAGACCGAUGGAAAGGAUUCGGUCACCGAAUACGCCUGUAUCAUGAUUACCUCCUAACACUACCAGAUGACUCUUUGGUUAUCCUGUCGGACGGCGAUGACGUGAUUUUCGCGCGAUGCGACAUCAAGGAAGUAGAGGAAGCGUACAAACGCCUAAAUACAUCCGUGGUUUUCACUGCGGAGCCAUAUUGCUGGCCAUAUACGAGUAUUUGGUCCCAAUAUCCGGAAGUACCGCCUCCACCACCAACCAGUGCGGGCCAUCGGUCCGGGAGUCGGUACCUGAAUGCGGGAACAGUGAUAGGCACUGCAGCCGCAUUACGAGAGUUUCUUGCCCAUUCUUAUAAUAAGGGCGGAAGCGAAUGUGCCGAUGACCAAGGCGCAUUUACAUACACCUUCUUAGAGCGCCUGGAAUUGCUCGGCGGUGACAAGAAUAAUCCAAAUUGGCAGAAAAUGGGGGUGACAUUGGAUUACUACCAAGAUAUUUUUAUGAGCUUGCAAGCAACCGUCAUGGCGGAUUUAAAAGUAGACGUUAGAGCUGGACGUGUACGCAACCGACUAACGGGUGGAAAUGCAUGUAUAUUGCAUCAGAACGGUAACAAGGAUGAAAGUCAGAUACUUGAAGCGUUGGUGGAGAGGUUGGGUGUAAAUAACUGGUAGUCUAAAAACGUUAGAGACAAUCCCCAGUUUCAUAUCUAGCGAUAUUAACACAGUAACAUAGAGUCCUUUCGCCAGAUGCUACGUAGGGGGUAUCUCUAAAUAUACUAUUUCUACUAAUUAUAAAAGUAUUUUAUACAGAUCGUAUCAUUAAACUUUUG